Messenger RNA from Stegodyphus dumicola, 1292 nucleotides. Its product is annotated as E3 ubiquitin-protein ligase MARCHF8-like. NCBI's taxonomy places the organism in Eukaryota, Metazoa, Arthropoda, Arachnida, Araneae, Eresidae. The record is from RefSeq and is a predicted model, not a curated record. Gene Ontology annotation, molecular function: zinc ion binding.
AUGCCAUCAUCUCGAGGCCAAAAACACGAAACUUUCAGUGCCGGGUCCCCCACGUGCCCCCGCAUGGAUCGUCGCCACUCGUCGCAGCCAUCGACGGUGUCGAGCUCGAUGGGUGGGGUGGACAUCUGCCGUAUUUGCCACUGCGAGGGGGACGCAGAGCUGCCUCUCAUCUCCCCUUGCUACUGCGCCGGUUCCUUGCGCUACGUACACCAGUCCUGCCUCCAGCAAUGGAUCAAAAGUUCGGACACACGAUGCUGCGAACUCUGCAAGUUCCAGUUCAUCAUGCACACUAAAAUUAAGCCUUUUAGGAAGUGGGAGAAGCUGGAAAUGUCGCCCGUGGAGCAGCGCAAAGUUCUAUGUUCCAUAACUUUCCAUGUGGUAGCCAUAACGUGCGUUGUCUGGUCACUUUAUGUGCUAAUUGAGCGGACAGCGGAGGAAAUGCGUUCAGGUGUUUUGGAGUGGCCUUUCUGGACCAAGCUUAUCGUCGUCGCCAUCGGGUUCACGGGUGGUCUUGUCUUUAUGUACGUCCAGUGUAAAAUGUACGUACAACUUUUCAAGCGGUGGCGGGCCUUCAACCGGAUCAUUUACGUGCAGAACGCCCCUGAAAAAUGCUGCCAGCAACAAGCCGUGUAUUCCGCUGCCACAGAACUGAGUGCGAACAUGCUUGCCAAGAGCGAGGAAAAGCGAUUUUCCCCUGAGGACGAAGAAUUUCAUAGCUGUCAAAGUGGUAGUAGCAGUAGUAGCAGUAGCAGCGACAGUGUUAACGAAAGCGGUGGUCCCGGUGGUGACGGCGGUGGGCCUGGUGGUCGACAGGACACAGCUAAUAACACCCCCAGCGCCAACGCCAAUACUGCUGAGACUGGAUCUACCAAAACAACCUUAACAUCUGUAACAGACAGUGUGCCGGCUAACGAUGAUAUCAACCAUCCACCAACUGGCCAUCUGCUGAGUGAGGUUGUUGUCGUGUCAACGUAUGAGGAUGAUCUUCCUCUCCCUCCACCUACUUCGGUGGUUAGGGAUGUCGUUCCUUGCACUGGAGAUGAAGCAUCUAUGAGGGACGUAUUUCUCUCCAGGCAACUGCAACAGACAGCUAGCUGAGAAUAGAGCCCAUCUAAACUCAUUUGAUAAAGAAAUAAACUAUUAAUGCCUGAUUGAUUUUUUUGCACGUCGAUGCCAAUUAUCGGGCUACACAACUUCUGCCUUAAUGUGAUUGAUCUGCUUUUUUUAAUCUAGUCAGAGAAAUGCCACAAUCAGUGCAUAGCCUAAAAUAAAUGUAGUUUUUUUAAGUUACA